This is a messenger RNA of Mesorhabditis belari, 774 nucleotides long. The record is from the annotation of a GenBank genome assembly. Lineage: Eukaryota; Metazoa; Nematoda; Chromadorea; Rhabditida; Rhabditidae.
AUGUUGCGUGUGGUGGUGGCGAUGUUUAUCGCUUAUUUGGCUGUGCUUGUCGUCAUGAUCAGAGCACAGACAUGCUCGGCUGGAUUACCCGCUUUCGUUACCUGUGAUACGACGACAAGUACAUGCACAGCCGACACGUCGUUGAUCUGUGAGACGAUCGAUGGAGUACUUUAUUGCUGUCCACCUGUUGAGACAACCACUCCAACCACGACCUCAACAACUCCGACCACAACAACGGCGAGCACCUCCACUGCAAGCACCUCCACUGCAAGCACAUCAACUGCAAGCACAUCAACUGCAAGCACAUCAACUGCAAGCACAUCAACUGCAAGCACAUCAACUGCAAGCACAUCAACUGCAAGCACAUCAACUAGAUCAACAUCUACGGCGAGUACCUCAACGGCGAGCACCUCAACAGCAAGCACCUCAACUAGAUCAACAUCUACGGCGAGCACCUCCACUUCAACCCGAUCAUCAACCACCACCACUAAGCCCACUACGACAACUACGUACGUUUGUCGAGACAAUGCCACUUAUUGCACCGCUCAGAAAGCUCUCUGUUCUAAUACGCUCUACAAGGAGACCAUGAACAGUCAAUGCCGUGUGACCUGCGGCGCUUGUCCAGCCUCAGCCGUCACAGCCGCUAAUGCUGCUACGACGUUGAGUGGUUGUGCUGAUGUAUACACGACUUGCGCAUCGAACUCAGGACUUUGCAAAAACGCCAACUACAGUUAUUUGAUGCCAAUCUACUGCAAGAAGACAUGCGGUUUGUGU